Molecule: messenger RNA, 654 nt
Organism: Notodromas monacha
Lineage: Eukaryota; Metazoa; Arthropoda; Ostracoda; Podocopida; Cyprididae
Source: the annotation of a GenBank genome assembly
AUGGAGAUAAACAAAGAGUUCCGCGAGUGCAUCGCACGACACAGACGAGAAGCUACGAGGAACCCGGGGUAUAAAAACCCCGGGCACCGACAGGCAAUCCUUUUCCUCGUCGCAUGUGGCGUCGUCGCCGUAUUUGCUGACAACAGUGCCGAAGAGGAGCACUUUGAUUUGGAAGGUUCUGAAGGCGGAUACGGCAAACGGGGUGGCGGUGGUGGCGGCUUUAAGAAGGGCGGUGGUGGAGGCGGAUACGGCGGAGGCGGCGGUUAUGGAGGCGGCAAGGGAGGCGGAGGCGGCUUCGGCGGCGGUGGCAAAAAGGGCGGCAGCCUCUAUGGCGGCGGAGGUUAUCGUGGAGGCCGAGGAUACGGAGGCGGCGGAGGUAAAGGCGGCUACGGCGGCGGCGGCUACGGUGGCGGCAAAGGCGGCGGCGGCGGCUACGGCGGCGGAAAGGGAGGUUUCGGUGGCGGCGGUGGCUCCAAGGGCGGCUUCGGCGGCGGAUACGGCGGAGGUUACGGCGGAGGAAAAGGAGGCAGACGAGGAGGCGGCGGUUACGGAGGCGGCGGCAAAGGCGGCAAGGGUGGUUUCGGAGGCGGAGUAAUUUUCUUGGAUCUAAGUGCGGAACAUCAGCACGAAUACGAUGCCAACUCUCAGCAAUAA